Linum tenue is the source of this 751-nucleotide messenger RNA. Lineage: Eukaryota; Viridiplantae; Streptophyta; Magnoliopsida; Malpighiales; Linaceae. The record is from the annotation of a GenBank genome assembly.
CCCCUCUUCCUUUGUCUGCCUUGCUCAUUAGCUUUCUGCUUGGGAGGGCAUACUCUGUUGAACUUCUGCUUAUGAGAUGGAAGAGGCAUGCAUUUCUGGCAGCUAGUUGCAUCUUGAUCGUGAGGGCAGUCUCGUCCAAUUAACUAUCUUCAUACACAUGCAGGACAUACCUGACCUGGAUGGAGACAGGGACUUCGGAAUCCAAUCUUUCACUAUCAUGUUGGGACAAAAAAAUGUGUGCUAGCUGCGACCGCGAUGUUUGGGUACUGUCCUGCUUCAGACCCAUCGAGGUGGCGCUUCUCAGCCCCUUGAAUCAUUCUUCCUGCCGUCGUCUUCUUUUGCUUCUUUCCUCGAUAAAUCCCCUCCCCUGUCUCUCUGCCCUGCUUUUUUCUACUGUGUUUUCUUGUUUUAUGCAGGUUUGGGUUGCAGAAUAUGGGUUCAUUGGAAUCGACGAGCUCCGAGAAGAGCAUGGUCUUAUUGUAGGUUCCUUAACCACUUUGAGGUUUCAUAGUUACAAAGUAAUAGACUUUCAGUUUUAUGUGUGAUCUCCUCUCUUUAUGACCAGAAUGUUGAGCUGGUUGUUGUUAGAAAAUAGGUUACAUCAGUUAUAUCAUGAUGUUUGAACAGUGACCGGAAUAUAUAUUUGUAAUGAAAGUGUUGUUGCUAAUGAGGCACCUCUCUUUAGUGACGGUGCAUUUGUAACCAACGAUGAUUUACAAUAAUAUAAUGACUAGAAUUCCAGUAUUUGUAA